Messenger RNA from Tauraco erythrolophus (red-crested turaco), 1059 nucleotides. The record is from RefSeq and is a predicted model, not a curated record. NCBI's taxonomy places the organism in Eukaryota, Metazoa, Chordata, Aves, Musophagiformes, Musophagidae.
GUUUAUUGUACGUGUCAUGUGCUCGGUGCUGGGCUUAUUUGUGCGGCAAAGCGAUCCCCAGCUUCGUGAUGUCAACGUGAGGGUGUAUAUCGCCAACCACGUGACGCAAUUCGACCACAACGUCAUCAACCUUCUGACCUCAUGUAAUACGCCUGCGUUGAAUGGUGCCCCUGGCUUCAUCUGCUGGUCACGGGGGUUCAUGGAGCUGGGAGUAACGGGAAGCCGGGCAGAGCUGGUGGAUUCCCUGAAGGUGUAUUCAUCCCACAGAGGAAACCCACCGCUGCUGCUGUUCCCAGAGGAGGCUGCCACCAAUGGCCGGGCUGGCCUGCUCCGCUUCAGCUCGUGGCCGUUCUCAGUCUUGGAUGUGGUGCAGCCCGUUGCCCUACAGGUUCAGAGGCCUUUGAUCACUGUGAGUGUGGCUGACUCCUCCUGGAUCGCAGAGCUGCUCUGGACCUUCUUUGUUCCCUUCACAGUAUAUCAAGUAAGGUGGAUGCCGUCUGUCCCCAGACGAGCUGAAGAACUGAGUGAGGAUUUUGCGCUCCGAGUUCAGGAGCUCUUGGCCAUGGAGCUGGGUGUGGUAUCCACACGGCUCACUGCAGCAGAUAAAACUGAACACAUGAAGAGGCUGAGACACACAUCGCUUCUCCCCUUUGCCCCAGCCUCAAGCCAGCCCCUGGCAGCCAGGCCCAGGGUGCCUUCCAGCCCGACUGGAGUUGCUCCUGAGGACGUGCGGAUCACAGCAAUGGCUCAGCGGGUCAAGGAGGUGCUCCCUCAUGUGCCUCUGGAGGUCAUCAGGAUAGACCUGGCCCAAACCAACUGUGUGGAUACCACCAUUGCCAACUUGCUGGAGGGGAGAGUACCCUUCUUCCCUGAAAGUAAGGAGGCUGGUACUGACCUGCCUGCUCCAUCUACCUCCCAGGCUGCAGCUGCUUCUGGCAUCCAGGGCUCCAUAGCUGUGCCUUCUUCCAAGCCGGCUACAAAGCAAUUCGCAAAGUCCCCUGUGGAGCGGCACCUGUCCUUGCAAGAGCGGAAGCGAGCGUUGUACGACUAUGCCAGGAG